Messenger RNA from Fraxinus pennsylvanica, 1026 nucleotides. The record is from the annotation of a GenBank genome assembly. Lineage: Eukaryota; Viridiplantae; Streptophyta; Magnoliopsida; Lamiales; Oleaceae.
AUGUACUACUUUCCCUACAAAUACCUUUCCCCACACCUAUUUCCUGCAUUGCAAUCUCAAUUUAGGGAAAAAAAUAGAAUUCACAAGUCAUCCGAAUCAAUUAUCAAGAUGCAGAUCUUUGUUAAGACCCUUACUGGCAAGACCAUAACUCUCGAGGUCGAAAGUUCAGACACAAUUGAUAAUGUUAAAGCUAAGAUUCAGGAUAAGGAAGGAAUCCCUCCAGACCAACAACGUUUGAUCUUUGCCGGUAAACAACUAGAGGACGGCCGGACACUAGCGGACUACAACAUCCAGAAGGAGUCCACCCUCCACCUGGUUCUCCGCCUUCGUGGUGGCAUGCAAAUCUUCGUCAAGACCUUGACAGGAAAAACAAUAACCUUGGAAGUUGAGAGUUCCGACACAAUUGAUAAUGUUAAGGCAAAAAUUCAAGAUAAGGAAGGAAUCCCUCCAGACCAACAAAGGCUUAUAUUUGCAGGCAAACAACUUGAAGAUGGAAGGACCCUUGCGGAUUAUAAUAUCCAGAAGGAGUCGACCCUUCACCUUGUGUUGAGGCUGAGAGGUGGCAUGCAAAUUUUCGUCAAGACAUUGACGGGGAAAACUAUAACUUUGGAGGUUGAAAGUUCGGACACAAUUGAUAAUGUGAAGGCAAAAAUUCAAGAUAAGGAAGGAAUUCCGCCGGAUCAGCAGAGGUUGAUCUUUGCCGGGAAACAGCUUGAGGAUGGGAGGACCCUUGCAGACUAUAAUAUCCAGAAGGAGUCAACCCUUCACCUUGUGCUUAGGCUGAGAGGUGGCAUGCAAAUUUUCGUCAAGACAUUGACAGGGAAAACUAUUACUUUGGAAGUUGAAAGUUCAGACACAAUCGAUAAUGUUAAGGCGAAAAUUCAAGAUAAGGAAGGAAUUCCACCAGACCAGCAGAGGUUGAUCUUUGCCGGGAAACAACUCGAGGACGGGAGGACUCUUGCCGAUUACAAUAUCCAAAAGGAAUCAACUCUUCACCUUGUGUUGAGGCUCAGGGGUGGUUUUUGA